AUGCUUGUCUCUCGCCCAAACCUUAGCAUCCGCUGCCCUUCGCCAACUACCAUCGAGUUCACUGUAUCAACAUCCCCAACCUCAAGUCAUCCGCUGCGUCACUUCAUCCUAGCACUGACAACGCUCGUUCGCCUUGGGCUCGGCCUCAGCGUCCUUCUUGUUCUCUUCCACAGGUCACCGCUCUCGCAGCUUGACCCUAUUAUCGCAGACGAGCCGCGCAACUCUAGCAUGAGCGAUUACUUCUGGCACUACGUUUUGCAGGCUGCACACUCUCGCGGCGGCCAGUACGGCGCGCUCUUAGCCGCGCGGCUGCCCCUCUAUCUACUCCUCCCACUUGCCAUCCUCGCGCUUUAUGUUGUUGCGCGGCACUUCGAGCGUCACGAAUCGCUGCUCGUGCUGCGCGGUCUCGGCGUGCAGACUUCGUCAUCCAGCUGCCUAGUUGGUGGCGGCUGCACGACGCGCUUCGUACCCAUGGAAAAGAUCCAAGAUAUCCUGAUUAAUGAAGCUUUCUAUGGCUUCGCCGUGCGCUACUACUUGGUGGUGGUGGUGGAAGGGGAAUCAGAACUGCUGGUCGUCUUUCCUCGUCUCCUACCGCGGCGACAGGCGCUCGAACAGGUAUGGAGAGAAAGCCGGGCCUGCCUGUGGGAAGGCCUUACAAAGAUAAAAGAUUGA
Molecule: messenger RNA, 672 nt
Organism: Blumeria graminis f. sp. triticale
Lineage: Eukaryota; Fungi; Ascomycota; Leotiomycetes; Helotiales; Erysiphaceae
Source: the annotation of a GenBank genome assembly